Molecule: messenger RNA, 4190 nt
Organism: Scomber scombrus (Atlantic mackerel)
Lineage: Eukaryota; Metazoa; Chordata; Actinopteri; Scombriformes; Scombridae
Gene: plpp5
Product: phospholipid phosphatase 5
Exons: 8
Coding region: 233-1033 (266 amino acids)
Biological process (GO): phospholipid metabolic process
Molecular function (GO): phosphatidate phosphatase activity
Source: RefSeq, a predicted model, not a curated record
CCAUCAUCAUCAUCAUCAUCAUCAUCAUCAUCAUCAUCCCUGUUUCCUUUAAGUCCUCAGAUGUGCGACUUGAACCGUCGGCGGACCCGGAGGCCUGAUUCAUGUUAACCACACAUGUUACUAUGCGGAUAAAGAGAUAAAUAAACCCCCCGGUUGAUGAAGUUCGAGUUCAGUUACAGAGGGUGAAGUGGAGAUGUUUGCUGUUGACUGAAGUCCAGUUCCGAGAAACAAAAUGAAGAGGAGGCUGCUUCGUGGUUUCCUGUCGGAAAUCUCUAUCCGGAUGGCGCUGCUGGUGGUGUUCCUUGUGACGGAGCAGCUUCCUCCUUUCUACCGUGAGAUCCAGGCGGAGGAGAUGUGGCUGUAUAAAUUUCAUCGUGUGGAGAGAGACCAUGUACCCACAUCUCUAAUGUUUAGUGUGGCGGUUUUCACUCCGCUGAUCAUAAUCUUGGUUUUCACCUUCCUGAAGAAGUCUGAGCGAGGAGACCUGAAGGAGGCGUCGCUGGCUGUGACUCUCACUCUGGUGCUGAACGGAGUUUUCACCAACGUCAUCAAACUUGCUGUCGGCAGGCCACGACCAGACUUCUUCUACCGCUGUUUUCCAGACGGUCAGAUGAACCCGGAGCUGCGCUGCAGCGGUGACCCAGAUGUCGUCAUGGAGGGCAGGAAGAGCUUUCCCAGCGGACAUUCAUCCUUUGCUUUUGCAGGAUUGGGCUUCACAGCGUUGUACAUCGCAGGAAAGCUGCGCUGCUUUAAUGCAGCAGGUCAAGGCAGAGCGUGGCGGCUUUGUGCCUUCCUCACCCCUUUACUGGUGGCGACUGUGAUCGCCCUCUCCAGAACCUGCGACUACAAACACCACUGGCAAGAUGUGUUAGUGGGCUCUCUGCUGGGUCUUUCGUUCGCCUGGCUGUGUUACAGACAGCACUACCCUCCACUGCAGGACCCCGACUGCCACAGGCCUCUGCGUCACAGAGAGAGCAUCCCCGCAGCACAGGAGCGAAAGCUGGCCAACUCCAACUACAUCCUGCCCCUGUAACAAGCUUGAUUAUACUCUUUACUGGUGUCAUUUCUAAGGGGGUUACCUGGUGAUCCUUCAAACUCUGGUUAUCACAUCCUUAGGGCUGGGCAGUAUAUCAGUAUUAAUAGUUUAUCAUUGUAACUGUAUUGUGGGGAUUUUCUUUCUGUUUGGUGAUACAUGACACAAAAACUAAAAUGACACUUUUCUCCUAAACGGUUUCUAAGACAUUUGAGAGUCGCCAACAAUAACAAAAAAACAUUUUAACGGCAACUAUUAAAAGUUUUGGUGAAUAUCAUGACAUUUUUUCCCAUCUGGCCCAGCCCUACUGUACACACCCUGUGUAUUGUGCCUAUAGAACACAUACAUUUAAAUACUUAAAACAGCUGAGCAGGUCGACUACACAAGCACUGCACUAUAAAGUUCACUGCCCGUCAGUCUCUGGCUCAGCUGCUGUGAAACGGUUUGUCAUGUAGGUUCACUACUUCGUGAUUGUUUUGUAAACUUGCAAAUAUUUCAAAAAAGCAGGGUUGAGACUCGAGGAGGGAAGAAGAUAAUCUAAGUUCACACAUCUGCUUACUAGUGAUUCAGAGACUCCAGCUGCAUGUCGACUUCAGACGUCUGCGAACACGAGACGAAACGGUCGACUGGGAAGAAGCGAAAGUCAUCGAGCAGGAGUCAGCGAACGGCCGGAGAAAAAUCGAGACAUGAGAGAUCAUCUUUAAACAGAGGCAGUAGUAACGGUCUUUACCAUCAUUUACAACUAUCGCACAACUUUACGUCACACAGUUAGACCUGAGUCUGAUGCACUCUCUGAAGAAGACCAUGAGAUGAGGAUGCAUCAUUUGAUCGGUAGAAGACUUUAUCAAGACAGCUUCUUCAUCUACAUAAGAAACAAUAUUCAUCAGUUAUAUUGUCUCAGUGACUCAGUUUUUAGCACCACAGCAACCCCAUGUCUCAUGUCACCUCACGUAGAAAUGGUCUAAAUUAGCUCCACACAGAUUUUAAAUUUGAGGGACAAAGAAAGCCUAAGUUGGGGUGUCAGAAGAGAAAAAGUCAGAUGGGUUCAUGUCUACCACGACAUGCAGUUGAAACCUCUGAAUCAUUAGUAAGUGGACCUUUAAAAUCCUUCACCGGUUUGUAUUUUGGAUGAAGAAACCCGGUGAAGUCGAGUCAUCAAAGUGGGCUGUUCAAGUCUAAAAUUUGGGUUGGGCAGAAUGGGUACAGUCCUUUUUAUAAUACUGUCAUUUUAAAUCACAAUAUCAGUAUCUAUAUAUUGUGAUACAAUCAAUCUUUUAGAAAAUCAAUUAAGAAAUUGUUAAAUGGAUAAAAUAACCAGACGAGGAUGUCCGUUUUGGGGGCUCAACAGCUUGGUCAGCAUCACAUCUUUGAUCUCUUCAGUUUCGCUCUACUGUCUCCAUCUCGAGUGCUUUAAAUCUCUUCGUCUUCCUAUAUUCAUAUUUUGAAUGUCAACCGGUUUCCAUUCACAUAUUAAUGGAUUGAUAAUUAACAUCCUGAUGUAGCAGUUACGCUCGACUCGUGGUUUUUUGCAGUGCCUGCUGUACUUAUUUAUGACUCUAAAAAAAAAAAUGACUGUAAGAGAGGAUAAAUGUGUUUUUCAGUGGUCUCAGGCUUACUGUAGGUCUGGUUUCUGUUACUGCACACUGGCUCAGCGGCCGACCCGAUCAAACAAAGUGAGAAUGUUCAGCGGAGAUGAGAAGUCACAGGGGUUGUUUAUUUUUUGUUUAUUCUUUUGUUUUUUUUGGACAGUAGAUCUUGCUGGUGAUGAACCUGAGUGAGGUCAGACUGUAGCCUCUCCAGGUGAUGGUGCUAGCCUCACAGUGCUCCUGCUGGUCAGGUUUUCUAUCCUGUUAAUAGUUUUAUUAUCACUUUAGUGGUAAAGUUUGUUAAUUUUUCUUUGAUAGAUCAAAUUUAAUUGAAACGAUAAAGUCUGUUUUAUUUACUUCUGAUGUGUUUCAUGUUAUGUUACAGUUUCAUCCUUUAAUUACGGCUGAGUCGUUGGUUUGAAAUUUGAUAGAAUGCGUCAAAUUUUACGCAGAAAUUAAGCUAAAGGAGCGUCAUUGUGGUUUUUUUUGUUUGAAACCAGCCAAAGUUUUGCAGGGUCAAAGCACUUUUUGUUCGUCGUCGUAGUAAAUCCAGCUUAAAUCUGACUGGAUUGCAGCGGUUUCAGACCAAACUUGGCAGAAAAAAACCUGGUAAAAAUGUGUGCCUUUGUUUACUACAUUAAUUCUUAGCUCUCUGUUAAUGAAUGAAGUAUAUACUGCAUGUAACAGUGUAUGCUCUCCGUCAUGUCGUCCACACCACUUUGUUCUGUACGUUUUUACGUUUGUGUAUAAGAUUCACUUUGGGAAGAUAACGAUGUUUAAAUGUGGCAUGCUGCCUUUUCUUUACCUCAGUGGAAAAAAAACAUUACUUUUCAUUUAUUUCACUGUUGUUGAAGUUUAACAGACAAAUGUGAAUAUUUCUGGUUGAACAAGUGUAACAUUUACAUCUGAGGGAGUAGCAAAGAUGGGGAAAAGAACUUCACUUUCUACACAUCUUUGAGAGAAAUGAUAUCUUAAUUUACUUUGCCAGUCUAACAGGUAUUUAUGAGAUGAUGUAUAGCUGUUGUAUUUAAUUUUUGGGGCAUGUGGGAGUUUACUUGAAUUUUAAAUAUGUGUUUGUUUACCUUAAAUGUGAUAAUGUUAUUUCAUGAGAGUAGGAAUCAUACUUGUGGGAACAUGGGGUGGGUUUGAGUAGAUUGUUAACCAAUAAAAGUUAGACUCUGCUGCAUUUUGAUAAAAAACCCUGCAUGUUUUCACAUCUUAAGAGCCACAUAUUUCCCUUGUCACUUCUUUCUCGAUGUUCACAGAGUGGGAUGCAAAAUCCCCACAUUUCCAUCCAUUUUCUGUUGUGAUUUCCAGUAAGUUCCAGUAAGUUACUCCAGUAAGUAACCCGAUCAUGUCUCUGGUGUCCCUCAGAUGUACGGUCGUGUCAAAGGGAUGAUACCAAAACUUUGCUUUGUUUCUGUCACGCUCAUCAUUUGCCUUGGCUUUGUAGGACCACAUAUAGCAGCCGCUCAUGCUGACACAGUAUCCUGAUUGUAUAUGUUGUGAUGCUUUUAAUGAAUCUUUUGGUGACACUAAAAUGAUGUUUCUAAAUAAUCCUGCAACACACA